Messenger RNA from Rhipicephalus sanguineus (brown dog tick), 1960 nucleotides. RefSeq lists its product as uncharacterized. The transcript has a single exon. The record is from RefSeq and is a predicted model, not a curated record. The coding region runs from base 380 to 1960 and encodes 526 amino acids. NCBI's taxonomy places the organism in Eukaryota, Metazoa, Arthropoda, Arachnida, Ixodida, Ixodidae.
AGAUUUUCAUCGUCGUCAUCUUCGUCACAAAUUAAGCGAGGAAAACUUACAGCGAGAAAACAGAGCGCGCGCCCUGUUGGAGUCUACCGCGAUGUAAAGGCGCGCGAACUGUUCGGAAACUUCGUCGUCGUCGUAUAUAAACUCAAAAGUCUCGCGCGAUAAUAAACUCAUCGGAUCGUCGUCUUUUUCGGGCCGAUGCGCGAGUUUCGAACGUUCUGGAACGCCGGGACCAGUAGGCGAGCACGAGCCGCCCGCGCAGCGUGCCAGCACAGAGCGAGCCAGCGCGUGACACGGGCCAGGGCGAGAUUCGGUGCCGGUCCCAUCAGAUCUCGCCAGUCUAGCCGAGCGGUGACACGUCAGCUCCUCUCAUUCCUGGACCAUGGCCCUGCUGCGCCUAGUGCUGGCUGGCCUGACCCUGGCCUUGGUGGUUCGGGCCGACUUUCAUGAGGACCACUUUCGGCUCGGGGACACCGGCGGCCUACGGCCAGCGGCCCCUUACGACGCUGAUCGGCAGCGGGCCCUGCUCGAGGGUCAGUUUCACCGGGCGCCCGUUCAGCAGUUAAGCCUCGCCAGUCCUACCAACGGAUCCGGAGCCGCGUUCGAUGCUGCCAAGGCCCCCGCCCCGCAGAACCCUGCCGCGGCUCCCAACGCCCCGGUGGCCGCUGGAGUUCCCGCUCCCAAUGGCAGCGCAGCCGCAGGUGCGCCUUUGGCUCACAAAUCUUUUUUCGAACGCAGCCCCGUGAACCCGGUCUUUGGCCUGGAGCAGCCCGACUCUGAUGAGGCCUCGAAGCAGCUGCUGGAGCAAGACAUCGGUAAGCUGCAGCGCCGUAGGUUCCGCAUGCGCCGCCACAAGGGCUUCAAGGCUGGAGCGCACAAGGUCCGCAAGCUUGUCGAGGACGAGAUGGGCCCCGCCGGAGUUGCUCAGGAGGCCUACGCCCAGCAGAGGCCCGAUCAGGCUCCCUCCGCGAGCAGGCUCGAAGCCCUGGCCGGUCUGAAGGUCGAGUACGCGCGGGCUUACAUCGCGGCCGAAGAGCCCGAAGCCGACUCUGGCCCCAUGGAACUUCUCUGCACGGUCGGCUACAAGGAGUACGCCAGCAUCACCUGGACCGUCAACGGCCGUCCCCUUGAGAACUUCAUCGACCGCUCUACCAUGUCCACCGUGAAGAACGACGUUCCGGUCAAGGUCUCUAAGAUCACCAUCACCCAGCUGGAGAGGCUUCCCUCCGACAAUGGCAAGUUCGUUUUCGAGUGCACGGCCCUAGUCGACGCGCAGGUCACCAAGGCCACCAUUGCCCUGGGUUCAAUCAUCGAGGACACCUGCACAAGCAACGCCCAGUGCGAGCCACGCGGGGCCUCAUGCAGCGAGGGCCGCUGCCUCUGCAAGCCUUCCCAGCCCGUCAGCCUGAAGUCCAAGCACCUGACCUGCCGCGCCGCCGCCGGCCUGGGCUGGCCCUGCGACUACUCCGAGCAGUGCGUCUUCGCCCAGCCGAACGCCGUUUGCACCGACCGCCUUGUCUGCGACUGCGCCCUCGGGUUCGUCCGCUCCCUGGACGGUAAGACAUGCGACAAGCUGACCACCGGCGGAAACGUGAUCGGACAGCCCUGCAAGUCCACUAGCGAAUGCCACGUUGCCGGAGCCGCUUGCCUCAAGGACGUCUGUGCGUGCGCCAACAACACCGUCGAGCGCGGAGGCAUGUGCCUGCCCGAGGAGCACCUCAAGAUGCAGGCUGGAGUCCAGGGACCGAACUUCUUGGCUGCUGACGACGGCAUCAAGACCGUUCACAACGACACCCGCAUCACCGUGGCCGCGGCCAUGUUCAACGAGGCUGGAGACAAGAAAGAGUCCACCAUGGCGCCCGCCCUGGGCGUGCCUGUCCGUAGCUCGGCUGGAGGCCUGGCCUCGCCUGCUGUCCUCGCCGUGGCUCUCACCCUGGCCGCUCUCCUCGUCCGCCACCGCUGA